This is a messenger RNA of Protobothrops mucrosquamatus (brown spotted pit viper), 3323 nucleotides long. Its product is annotated as receptor-type tyrosine-protein phosphatase T-like. The record is from RefSeq and is a predicted model, not a curated record. The annotation marks the transcript as partial. The transcript has 27 exons. NCBI's taxonomy places the organism in Eukaryota, Metazoa, Chordata, Lepidosauria, Squamata, Viperidae. Gene Ontology annotation, biological process: protein dephosphorylation. Gene Ontology annotation, molecular function: protein tyrosine phosphatase activity; protein binding.
GAUAUGUUUGCAAGAAACUAUGGGUCCAAAAAAGAGUAGCAGAGAAACUAUGGGUCCAAAAAAGAGUAGCAGAAGAUGGCAAAUACACCCAGCUGCUUAUCAGUAAGAUUCUUAAUCCAGUCCAUGGUCCUCAGAAUGUAGAGGUUGUAGAUAUCCGAUCACGUCAGUUGACUUUGCAAUGGGAACCUUUUGGUUAUGCUGUAACUCGUUGCCACAGCUAUAACUUGACAGUUCAUUACCAGUACAUAUUCAACCAGCAGAAAUAUGAAGCAGAGGAACUAAUUCAGACAUCAUCACAUUACACGUUGCGAGGAUUACGCCCCUUCAUGACCAUUCGAUUGCGGUUGGCUCUUUCAAAUCCAGAGGGCAAGAUGGAGAGUGAAGAAUUGGUGGUGCAGACAGAAGAGGAUGUUCCUGGAACUGUUCCCCUUGAAUCUAUUCAGGGAGGACCCUUUGAAGAGAAGAUCUAUGUUCAGUGGAAGCCACCAAAUGAAACCAAUGGAAUAAUUACCCUCUAUGAGAUUACCUACAAGGCUGUUGGAUCUCUAGAUCCUACUGCUGACUUGUUGAACCAGAGAGGAAAAGUCUUCAAAUUAAGGAAUGAAACUCACCACCUCUUUGUAGGGUUAUACCCAGGAACUACCUAUUCAUUCACCAUUAAAGCCAGCACAGUAAAGGGUUUUGGACCUCCCAUCACCACACGGAUUGCAACUAAAAUUUCAGCCCCAUCAAUGCCAGAAUAUGAUUCUGACACCCCUCUGAAUGAAACAGAGACCACCAUUACAAUCAUGCUGAAGCCUGCACAGUCUCGUGGUGCACCGGUCAGUGUCUACCAGCUUGUUGUAAAAGAAGAACGGCCACAGAAAUCACGAAGAGCUGCAGACAUCAUUGAAUGUUUCUCUGUUCCAGUGAGCUACAAAAAUGCUUCAAGUCUUGACUCCCCCCAUUACUUUGCAGCUGAGUUGAAACCAGUCAAUCUUCCAGUUACACAACCUUUCACAGUGGGAGACAACAAAACCUACAAUGGCUAUUGGAAUGCUCCACUUUCACCAUUGAAAAGCUACAGCAUUUACUUUCAGGCUCUUAGUAAAGCAAAUGGGGAAACCAAAAUAAAUUGUGUCCGGCUAGCCACCAAAGCAGUAAUAGGUAGGCAACAGGUGACCACCCGAAACCCACCCAGCCUCAUGAGCACAGGAGCUUCUACACAGAAUUCUAAUGUGGUGGAACCAGAAAAACAGGUUGAUAAUACGGUGAAAAUGGCUGGAGUUAUAGCUGGUCUUCUGAUGUUUGUUAUUAUCCUUUUGGGAGCAAUGCUUACAAUCAAAAGGAGGAGCGGUGCAAUAGAUCCAAGAAGAAAUGCAUAUUCCUACUCCUAUUACUUGAAACUAGCCAAAAAGCAAAAAGAGACCCAAAGCAGCAGUCAACGAGAAAUGGGGCCUGUUGCUGCUUCAGACAAGACUGCUACAAAAAGUGCCGCUCACAAUGAAGACACUUUCACUUCAGGCUGCCAAGAUGUUAAUGGAUUCAACAAUAGCCAUGGGGAGAUGACUCAACCGACCCUGACAAUCCAGACCCAUCCCUAUCGAAGCUGUGACCCAGUGGAAAUGUCCUAUCCCAGGGGACAGUUCCAGCCAGCAAUCCGAGUGGCCGACUUGUUGCAGCACAUCACUCAGAUGAAACGGGGACAGGGCUAUGGAUUUAAAGAGGAGUAUGAGGCUCUACCUGAAGGGCAGACAGCAUCUUGGGACACCGCCAAAGAAGAUGAAAACCGCAAUAAGAAUAGAUAUGGCAACAUCAUCUCCUAUGAUCACUCCAGGGUGAGACUGCAAUUACUAGAUGGAGAUCCUCAUUCAGAUUACAUUAAUGCAAAUUAUAUUGAUGGAUACCAUCGGCCUCACCAUUACAUUGCAACUCAAGGGCCAAUGCAAGAGACAGUGAAGGAUUUUUGGAGGAUGAUCUGGCAGGAGAAUUCAGCAAGUGUUGUCAUGGUCACCAACCUGGUGGAAGUUGGCAGGGUGAAGUGUGUCAGAUACUGGCCUGAUGACACAGAAGUCUAUGGAGAUAUCAAAGUGACCUUAAUUGAAACAGAACCAUUGGCAGAAUAUGUCAUACGUACUUUUACAGUCCAAAAAGUAAGGAUACAUUGGUCCUAUUUUCCUCAUCAACUAAUUUGUUUCUCAACAAACUCACUGUUAUGCCUUUCCAUGGUUCAUUGAUGAAAUCCUUGUUCUGGUUUCCAUCUCUCUUUCAGUGCCGGUGCUGGGAGGACAGGGUGCUUUAUUGCCAUAGACAUCAUGCUUGACAUGGCAGAAAAUGAAGGUGUGGUGGAUAUAUUUAAUUGUGUGAGAGAGUUGCGAUCCCAGAGAGUUAACUUGGUGCAGACAGAGGAGCAGUAUGUGUUUGUUCAUGAUGCCAUUCUGGAAGCGUGCCUUUGUGGCAACACUGCCAUUCCUGUUUGUGAAUUCAGAUCUAUAUACUACAACAUCAGCAGAUUGGAUCCACAGACAAAUUCCAGUCAGAUAAAAGAUGAAUUCCAGACCCUUAAUAUUGUUACUCCUCGAGUACGUCCAGAAGAUUGCAGCAUUGGGCUUUUGCCAAGGAAUCAUGAUAAGAAUCGCUGCAUGGAUGUACUUCCUUUGGAUCGGUGCCUCCCCUUUCUUAUUUCUGUUGAUGGAGAAUCAAGCAACUAUAUUAAUGCUGCACUCAUGGAUAGCCACAAGCAACCUGCUGCCUUUAUAGUUACUCAGCAUCCGUUGCCCAACACUGGAGCUGAUUUCUGGAGGCUUGUGUUUGAUUACAACUGUUCUUCUGUUGUGAUGCUGAAUGAAAUGGAUGCUGCUCAACUUUGUAUGCAGUACUGGCCAGAGAAGACAUCUUGCUGUUAUGGGCCAAUCCAAGUGGAAUUUGUCUCUGCUGACAUAGAUGAGGAUAUUAUUAAUCGGAUAUUUCGGAUCUGCAACAUGGCAAGGCCGCAAGAUGGGUACCGUAUUGUUCAACACUUGCAGUAUAUUGGCUGGCCAGCAUAUAGAGACACUCCUCCUUCUAAGCGCUCUCUCCUGAAAGUGGUCAGGCGGUUGGAAAAGUGGCAGGAGCAAUAUGAUGGGCGAGAUGGUCGGACUGUGGUUCAUUGCCUGAAUGGUGGUGGCCGCAGUGGCACCUUCUGUGCCAUAUGUAGUGUGUGUGAAAUGAUCCAGCAGCAAAAUAUCAUUGAUGUAUUUCACAUAGUGAAAACCUUACGGAACAACAAGUCCAACAUGGUGGAGACUUUGGAACAAUAUAAAUUUGUAUAUGAGGUUGCACUGGAAUACUUAAGUUCAUUUUAG